Molecule: messenger RNA, 2223 nt
Organism: Seminavis robusta
Lineage: Eukaryota; Bacillariophyta; Bacillariophyceae; Naviculales; Naviculaceae
Source: the annotation of a GenBank genome assembly
AUGGUGUUGAGAAGGUUACUGCUAUGUUUCUGGAUGCUGCUCAUCCAAUGGUGCCUCCAAUGUCACUGCGUUGGACUUGGAACGGGUAUCCCUGGUGAUGAGACUGCACAAUCUGGAUUGAGGAGAAAGAAGAAUGGAUUGUUCGCCAAGAAUGACAGCCAAAGGGUAUCUACUACUAGUAGGCAACCACCCACAGCCACUGUAUCUAUUGCUUCAGAUAAUCAUCGCAAUCUGAUGCAAAUAGUCGCCUCUGGUCAUGGAGAGUACACCUUUGAAUACGACGGCGGUGCCUCUUCCAGUAGUACUGGUAGCGGUCAAACAGCACACUCGGCCGGUGGUGAUCUCCCUCCCAUUGAAAACGCCCAAGGCGACAUUGUCAUGCCCGGUCCUGGCUGCAGUUUUCCCAAUUUUGACGGCACCACAACCACCUUUUUAGAAGGUCAAUCGAUGGGUACCUAUCGCAUGAUUCACAGCUGUGCCAACAAUGUCCCCGAAGCUUUUCCGUGCUAUUGCAUCAGUGGCGCUCCCGGUCAAAUGGUCUGCCCCUACUGCUUUUAUCGCGAUACAUUCAAUAACAAUGUCUGUGGCCGCAGUGGGGAAAUCAUCGGCGUCUUGCACCCCAAUCGAACGCUGCUCAAUUGUCAAUGCACCGUGGCGGUCGAACCAUUUGGCAGCAGUUACGACGUCAAAAUCACCUCCAAUUGUGACAUGGUCGAUUUGACCACGGCGGCACCCAGCAGUGGUGGAGGAGGAUCAUUCGGCAUUGAUACAUCCACAACACCACCUGUUACGGUCACUCCCGUGGCGACACCCCCACCCACGUCGACGUUUGUCUUUCCCACGACACCUGCUCCUUCGUCGACCUUUGUUUUUCCCACAACGCCUGCACCAGUCACAGCACUCCCCGUGCCGCCACCCACAUUGGGUCCGACCACGGGUGGAGGAGAAUCAUUGGGGGAUGGUGGUUUGGGGGAUAACAAUAACAACAACAUUGCCAAUCCUGUAGUCACCUACCAACCCGGCAACCUGACCAUUUAUCAAGACGGAUUGUGGUUAUCUCAAGGAUUGACCGCACGCGUCUUGGCGAUUGCCGGGGAAAAGGUUCCCUACGAAGCUCCGGGGUCGGAAUUCUUGGCGGGGUCCACCAACGCCUUGGUGGCCCGUCAAACACUCAUGGAAUCGCAAGUGGAAUUCCAUUACGAUCCCGAUGGUGCCGCCACCUUUUUGGACAAUCGACCCAGUAACACGGGUGGAUGGAUCUAUGUGAGCAACAGCGAAAAGACCGACGGGGGUGUUGGUGCUGUCACAUUCAAUGCCCAAGGACAAGUCAUUGAUUACCGUCGACUCUUGCAGGGGACGCUGUGGAACUGCAAUGGCGGGAAAACUCCCUGGGGAACCUGGGUGACGGCCGAAGAAGAUACCGACAAGUUUGAAGGUCGAUUGUGGCAAGUCGAUCCGUACGGUGUGCGAGACCCCAUGCCGCUCACAUUGGGCAGUGGGGGUGGUGCUUGGGAGGCGUUUGCCUAUGAUAUUCGAGAUUUGAAUAAACCCUACUACUUUGUCACGGAAGAUGAUGAGGAGGGAGCCAUGCAUCGAUGGACGCCCGAUUCGGUGGUGUGGGGUAUGGAUCCUUGGAUGAUGUUGCAUGGAUCUGGUCAGACGGACUAUUUAAUACUCCAACCGGACUUUGACAAUGGAAAUGGCAACAAUGGAACCUUUUAUUGGACCGCGGAUUUAGAUGAGGCACGUGACAAUGCCAAGGACUUUUACCAAUACUCAGAAGGCAUUGAUGUCCAUGGAAACAUAUUGACGUUUGUCUGCAAGGGAGACUAUAUUCUGUUUCGACUGAAUCUAGACACAAUGAAAUAUGAACGAAAGAACACUCGUGCAGGACUCUUUGAUGGUGAACCGGACCAAGUCCGCACCAUAUUGCAAGAUGAUGGAAGCACAUUGCUUUACUUUAGCGAAGACUACGGCAACGUUGCUGGUAUUCACGCCCGUGAUGAAGAUGGUAACUUCUUUACCAUAUUGGAAGGGCCAGAUUUUGCGCCCGAAACCACUGGAAUUUCGUUCAGCCCAGAUGGGAAACGCAUGUACUUUCAGUUUCAGGAGGAUGGCUACUUGUUUGAGGCCACACGUGACGACGGCCUGUCCUUUCAUGCUGCCACUGUCAAUCUCAAGCCACGAUUGACAGAAGACCCAAGAAAGUAUCGCCGACAAUGA